GUCGACUUAUCGAUAAGCCUUAGAUUAUAAGCAGAGAAAUUAAUUUAUGAGUAAAAUAAUAAGAGAAAAGUCAGAAUCUAAAGCUAAAUGUAUCUCAAAGAUUUCAAAUAUUCUAUCAUUGUUAAUAAGACGUUUACCUGUUAAAUUAAAGACCAAAAACUGGCAUGGUCAUUUUUGUCUUGAACCUAUUUCAUUUGAAAAUAUACAUGAAAAUCAAGAGAAUACGAUAGAUCUUUUAGAUAAAAAUUCAGUGCUACUAGUUGAAUCGUCUUUGCUCUCAGCAAAUUUGGUGGCUAAUGUUCAGACAUGUAAUAUUCCAUUUUGGAAAUGUCUUGGACCUCAAUUGCAGGUUUGCGCAGCAGAUAAGCACAUAAAGGCAUAUUUUAAACGUUGGGAAUCUAAACGUUCACCAAGUGGGGAUUCUUUAUCAGGUUGGGUUCUUCAAUGGUCGGAUGGUACACGCGCGCUUCUCUAUGGUCACUCGUUACCAGGGCAACCGCUUCGUAUUUUAUGUACCUUCUUUAAUCCAGGCAACAUUAUUACACCAGUGACACAAAAAAACAAACAAUCAUUACAACGGUUAAUUAUGGCGGCAUUACGUUUACGAGGGAUUGAGCGAACACAUGAAGAAUUUAAACAACUUUAUCAACAUAUAUGGAUGGCAACAAUUUUUGCAUGUCGACAAAAUAUUAAUCAACAAUGGAUUCCUAUAGAUAAACAACAAUGGAUAGUUGAACGAUUCGUUGAAACAUUUCUUCUUGAAGAAAUUCCUUCAUAAUUUUUAUAUCAUUUGGGGUUAUCAUUUUUUAUUUUAUAGGACAAG
This is a messenger RNA of Pneumocystis carinii B80, 823 nucleotides long. RefSeq lists its product as hypothetical. Lineage: Eukaryota; Fungi; Ascomycota; Pneumocystomycetes; Pneumocystales; Pneumocystaceae. The record is from RefSeq and is a predicted model, not a curated record. Bases 47 to 778 code for a protein of 243 amino acids. The transcript has 3 exons.